AUGGCAUACCAUGCGUUGACCGAGCCUCCCCGAAACGUCAAGGAGUGCAUGGACUGGUUGAUAGCCCUGAAGGGGAAGGAUCCUGGGAAGAACUUGAAGGCCUUGGGUGAGGCGGUCUACAAAUUUCUCGCAGACAAGCCGGUUGGCAAGAUGCAAGUGCCAGCUCUAGAGAAAGUUAAACAUGUUUCCGAGGUGUUCCUAAGGCGGCAGUGUAUCAGGGAUCAGCCAUUCGUAAGAGAGCUGCUGCAGAGGUUUAAUAAGCCUAUGGAUAAAAACCCGAAAAAGUUCGGCAAUGUAAUAAAAGGUGUCGAGGAAAGUGAUUACAAGAACGUCGUAAAGGCCCGGGGUAAAGUAGUGGAUGCAUACCAGAAAUUCUCGGAUGAAAUAAAACACCCCAAACAUUAUAUGUCUGCUUACAGUUCAAAAGACACGUGGGAUGCGUCAUGCGCACAGGAUCUAGAAGCUUGUGCAGUGGUACUCGUUGGGAUCACCCCGAUGUUAUACGCAGGCAUACGUUCUUUGCGGGAUGCGAGCCAUGAUGAGACUUAUAGCUGGAUGUCAUUGAAAAAGAAGAAGAAUUUAGGAAAGGUAUUGGAAACCGUUGGUUACAAGGAGCCGGAAUGCCGUGCUGGCAUGAGUGGUUCAGAUGUCCUCAAGGUCUUCAGAGUUAUGGAUAAAGAAGCAUUGGAUAUCAUCUACGAUUUCGCUGCAUUCCAGGCUUUUUAUUGGGCACUGAUAUUGUAG
Messenger RNA from Babesia ovata, 744 nucleotides. RefSeq lists its product as uncharacterized. The record is from RefSeq and is a predicted model, not a curated record. The transcript has 2 exons. The coding region runs from base 1 to 744 and encodes 247 amino acids. NCBI's taxonomy places the organism in Eukaryota, Apicomplexa, Aconoidasida, Piroplasmida, Babesiidae.